Molecule: messenger RNA, 2242 nt
Organism: Podarcis raffonei (Aeolian wall lizard)
Lineage: Eukaryota; Metazoa; Chordata; Lepidosauria; Squamata; Lacertidae
Gene: PRND
Product: prion like protein doppel
Exons: 2
Coding region: 375-899 (174 amino acids)
Biological process (GO): protein homooligomerization
Cellular component (GO): membrane
Source: RefSeq, a predicted model, not a curated record
UAUUUUUAGAAUGAACUAUACAAUCUGUACCAGAGAGAAGCAAACAGGGAAAGUAACACAAGUUUUGCUUGGAGCCUGUGGUCAGCUAGUGAGGCUUUUGGUGGUUGUUUUCUUUCUUUCUUUUUCCUUUUUCCACAGUAGGGGAGCGACCCCUGGGGAAAGUUUCCUGAUGCAUUUAGAACAGUGGCCGCAAAGUUGAGAGAUGGUGUAUGCUCAGACACAAAGGAUUGGCUAAACUUGACAUUGAAGGUUACCCCUCCUGCUGCUAUAUAUUCUGAGAAGCACAGGCUUUUUGAGCUUAGAGACACCUGCUCUUCAAAAAGAACAGAGCCUCAGAGAAGCCUACCAGAAACCCUCUACAGAAGAACUUUACGAUGCAGAGAAAACUGGCAGCAGCCGUCCUCUUUGCAGCCCUGUGCAUUUGUCUCUGCCGGAAAGUGGGCGUCUCCCCAUCUAAGCGGAACAAGAAGCCAUACACCAAGCGGCCCGGCAGGACCACCUCGCCUGUCCAGAAAUACCUGUGCCACGGGGGUCAAAUGAUUGACGGUGUGGAACUGCAGCCGAACGACACCGACUAUUACAGGGAUAAUUGGAAGGAUUUUCCAGACGGACUUUAUUACCCCAACUGUUCCUUGUAUCGGGAGCCUAACGUAAGCAAAGAAGCCCUGGUUGGCGAGUGUGUCAGUUUUGUAACGCCUUCAACCAAGUUGAACCUGUCUCUAGGAAAGGAUGCGAAUGACCCCAAACAGAGAGUGAUGUGGUUCGUGAUUAACCACUUGUGUGCCAACGAAUCGUGCAGUCAGCCGUGUCCGCAGCGCUCUAACGCUGGAGCCCUCCGUUUUUCCAGUCAAGCCCUGAUUAUUGGCCUGCUUGGUCGCUCUGUUCUUCCCACAAAAUAAAGUUGCAGGCUCCAGGCUCCUGAUGUGGAAGACAGAGCUGUGUAGUUCCCUCUCCCCACCCCAGUCCAGAUCUAGCACUUUGGAUCGUCCCCAAUCUGACCUGGGCUGACCCAAGUCUAACCCAGAUACAGGACUGGAAUCACUCCGGGGUGGGGAGUCCUAAUGCUUAAUUAGGGUUUCAAGUCCUUGAAACAUUGCGUCUCCUCCCGCCCGCCCCUGCUGCGUUAAUGAGGUUUUUAAAACCCUAAUUUAAAAAUAUGAUCUGUAGGGAGCUGGGGGAAGGAGGAGACACUGUGUCUCCUCCAUCCUCCAACCACAGUGCAGAGAACCUUCUGCACAUCAACUGAUGAGUGGAGGUUUCAAUGCAGCUGGGAGCUGCUCCACCAGGGAAUGUGCUGGAAGAGCAGAGCUUGGAGAGGCUGCCUGCCGCGCCUCCUUUCCUACAACUGUCUGUCUGCCUUUUGACAGCCCUGAAUCACUCCAGCUGGACCGAGAUGAGGCAAUCCAGGGCUGUCCCAACAGCCAACCUAACCAAAGCCCAGAUCCCCCAGAAUUGGCAUGAUAUGGUUCAGGACCUGGGCUUUGACCGGUUCUGUUGCUCAGCCCUUUUUGUUGUUUAGUCGUGUCCGACUCUUCGUGACCCCAUGGACCAGAGCACGCCAGGCACUUCUGUCUUCCACUGCCUCCCACAGUUUAGUCCAACUCAUGCUGGUAGCUUCGAGAACACUGUCCAGCCAUCUUGUCCUCUGUCAUCCCCUUCUCCUUGUGCCCUCCAUCUUUCCCAACAUCAGGGUCUUUUCCAGGGAGUCUUCUCUUCUCAUGAGGUGGCCAAAGUACUGGAGCCUCAGCUUCAGGAUCUGUCCUUCCAGUGAGCACUCAGGGCUGAUUUCCUUAAGAAUGGACAUGUUUGAUCUUCUUGCAGUCCAUGGGACUCUCAAGAGUCUCCUCCAGCACUAUAAUUCAAAAUUAUUAAUUGCUCAGCCCUAGUAGAAACCAAAGAGGAGACAAGCAGGCCGCAAAGGCUUCUGAUAACCUUGCCAUUUUCCAUGCUUGAAUUUCUACUGCGUCAGGCGCACCACUUAUAUUAGUUGUAGGUAUGCAUGAGUCAGAUCUUUCCCCCACCAUCAGCUUUGCCAUUAUGCCCCGCACAUUUGAAGGAAGUAUGCAAAUUGCUAGAGCAGCACAGUGCUGAACUUCUGGCUUAUUUGGAGCCACAAUAGUCAAAGUUAUUUGCAUUUGGUCCUUGCCGCACAGAACAAGAAGCGCAGGGCCAAUUGGAUGGAAUGUUUGCUGCUCACUCAGUGACUUUUGACAUCUUCCCAUGAUGAGUGAGUGCAUUCAGC